Hibiscus syriacus is the source of this 854-nucleotide messenger RNA. RefSeq lists its product as uncharacterized. The transcript has 2 exons. Bases 31 to 579 code for a protein of 182 amino acids. The record is from RefSeq and is a predicted model, not a curated record. NCBI's taxonomy places the organism in Eukaryota, Viridiplantae, Streptophyta, Magnoliopsida, Malvales, Malvaceae.
CACAUUUCAAUUGCUUUCCAUCUUCCAUCCAUGGCGGCCUACUACUUGAAUUCCCAUCUGGGUUUAGCUCUAAUCUAUCUAAUCUUCCUCUUUCCAAUCCCCAAAUCUCUCUCGGCCCUUGAGCCUCAGCCUGCUCCGCCCACAGUAUGGGAUAUCCUUCCCCAAUACGGUCUCCCUAGUGGCCUUCUACCCAGCACAGUCACCGACUACGUCCUUCACGACGAUGGGAGGUUCGUCGUCAUGCUGGCGAGCCCUUGUUAUAUUCAAUUCGAUUACUUGGUCUACUACGAGAAAACCAUCACCGGAAAACUGGGUUAUGGCUCCAUUACCGAUUUGAAAGGCAUCCAGGUGAAGCGAUUCUUCUUGUGGUUCGAUGUGGAUGAGAUCAAGGUCGAUUUGCCACCCUCCGAUUCCAUCUAUUUCCAAGUUGGAUUCAUCAAUAAGAAGCUCGACGUUGACCAGUUCAAGACCGUCCAUUCUUGCCGUGAUGAGGUUACGGGCUCUUGUGAAUAUUCUUGGAAAUCAGUUCUUCAGCUUCCAAUGCCUACGAACGAAGUUCAGAUGCUGAUUACCGAGUAGCUGCCACAGACUGGUGUUGCUGCUUCGUUAAGUCGAUAGGGUAAGCUUUUUAUCUAUGAUUCGUAUGAAAAGAGAGAAUGAAAGAAAGAGGUGAAGUAGUUGAUAGUAAAAUGCCAGAUUCAUAAAAGAUUGGUGUGGCGAAGGCUCAUGAAAAAUGUGUUCAUAAGAAGGUUGUGUAAAUAAUGAACUCUACUUUUUCAUGUAUGAGUUGUGAACAAAAAUGUUGCUCAUAACUUUAACACUACUAUUAUUAGUUAUUACAUUACCUUUGCCUG